UUUCUAUCACCUUUUAACACUUUUUAACACUAUUUAUCAUAAAUUAACUUUAAAAAUAUUAUUUCAAAUUCAUUAAAAAUAUUAAAAUUAAAAUAUUAAAAUUAAAAUAAUUUAAAUAAUUUGUGUAUUUUUUAUGUUUUGUGUGAGGAUUCCGGGGUUAGAUUCCUGUUACACACCACACCUGAGCUGUUAGUAAUAAUGAAAAAUGGCGCAAUUUUACUCUCUCUAAUCCUCCCUCUCCUCCAAUCCGUCUCAUGUUAUGUUAUUUCGGAUUCUUUAAAGUCUUUCCAUCCUCUCCAUCACCCCCUCAAUACCAAUACUAACCUAAGUAAACUUAAUACUGUAGUAAAUACUGUAGGGAGUGUUGUGGAGAGAGAGGUUGAAAGUGUUGGAGUAACGGUUCCCGUGACACCUGACACCGUAACCCCUGACACCGUAACGGAACCCCCUGACACCCUAACGGAACCCCGUAAAUUGAGUACUUAUGAGAGAAAACGGAUAAUGCAUAAGAUCUUGCAUGAGCGGAAUAAGAAGUUGAUAUCAGACUUGAUAUCCAAGUGUGACCCUGCGGACUUAAUACCGUACCGCAGCAAAUCCAGGCCUAAAUCUCGUACUCCCAGGACUAGUCAGGUCACACCCUCCGUUACGGACGACACGGAGUUUGAGGACUCUGUAAUCACAUUUGACGACGUGGAGCCGACGCAGAUAAACCACGUGAAGUCUGGCAGUUACGUGUUUUACAAGGGUGAGGUGUACACGGUAGUCUCAAUCCAGCACAUAGCCCAGGCCCGCACUAAAGGACAUUAUAAAGUUAAAAUGCAUCUCCUACACACUAAUAAAGAAAACUCAUUCUCAUUCCCAGACGCGUCCAAACUCACAGUCGUCGUACCAAACAAAGUCAACUGCACUUACUCACACUUUGAUCUCAACUCCAAUCUACACAUCUUUCACAUUAUUCACAACGUUGACAGUGGUAAUUCUCUUCAUUCGGUUAGUCCAGGUGUUACAGGUGAUAACUCGGGUAAAUAUGAUAAUUCCUGUGUGACAGGAUCAGUAGUGGGAGUGAAUAGAAGUUUGAACAUUCCUGCGUUAAAAUAUUUGAAGCCGGGGUUAAAGGUGAGUAUAAGUCGUUGGAAGGAUAAGAUAUUGAGCGUUUACAUACCCUUCCACAUAGAGUACAAAGUGGUUAAAAUUAACACUGGGAACUACGCAGCUACUUUGGAUAACGGACUAGUAGUCCUAGUGCCAACGUACAUUAAAGUCAACGAUCACAUUGAAAUCACCACCAAGGCCGGGGAGUUUCUCAGAAGAACCAAAAUCGCAUAAUCUCAUCUCUAUACUAUUCUCUAUAAAUGAGGGCAUGCUGUUGGAGUUUAUUGUACUAUUUAGUUUACUAGGUGAUGUUUUAUGUGUUUAAUUAGGGCUGGAUAGGGCAAUACAGGGGGAAUAAUACUUAAUUACUGUAUUAUAUUACUCCAGGACUAGUAUACUAUACCUUAAACCCAG
This is a messenger RNA of Theileria parva strain Muguga, 1506 nucleotides long. Its product is annotated as Elongation factor P domain protein. Gene Ontology annotation, biological process: peptide biosynthetic process. The record is from RefSeq and is a predicted model, not a curated record. The transcript is spliced from 3 exons. Gene Ontology annotation, cellular component: cytoplasm. Lineage: Eukaryota; Apicomplexa; Aconoidasida; Piroplasmida; Theileriidae. Gene Ontology annotation, molecular function: translation elongation factor activity. Bases 199 to 1326 code for a protein of 375 amino acids.